Molecule: messenger RNA, 1219 nt
Organism: Hyla sarda
Lineage: Eukaryota; Metazoa; Chordata; Amphibia; Anura; Hylidae
Gene: CREM
Product: cAMP responsive element modulator
Exons: 3
Coding region: 520-828 (102 amino acids)
Biological process (GO): regulation of transcription by RNA polymerase II
Cellular component (GO): ATF4-CREB1 transcription factor complex; nucleus
Molecular function (GO): RNA polymerase II cis-regulatory region sequence-specific DNA binding; DNA-binding transcription factor activity, RNA polymerase II-specific
Source: RefSeq, a predicted model, not a curated record
UCUGCAUGUCACUUCUAUACAUCAUAACCGGGGCACUACUACUCCCAGCAGAUCUCCUGGAGAGCGCCCAGUGCUCUGCCUAGUACAGUGACUGAACUCCACGUCACUACAGCGCAGAGGAAACAAGCGGUCACCUUGACGUGACCUAUGGCCCCUGGGUACUACUACUCCCAGCAUGCCCUAUAGUUUCCCCAGCAGGCCCGGACCCUGAGGUGACAGGUGAUCGGUGCGGGUGCCCCGGAUCGGCGGAGGGGAGAAGCCGGAGCUGUCAUCUGCCUCUCCGCCCCGCCCCCUCUGACGGAGCUGCUGACGUCAUGUGAUUUCCUGGAAUCUGGUUACAGCCGGGGAAAUGGAAAUGUUACACUCUAAACAAGAUGCACAUUGACGUCAGCAGCGGCUCAUCAUCAUCAUCACCAUCACCAUCAUCAUCAUCAUCAUGCUGCUCCCCGCCCUCACUGCCAGACACGCCGAGACUCCCAUGUACACUAACCGCCGCUAGACUGCAACGUGCCGGGCAACAUGUGGGCUGCCACAGGAGAGAUGCCAGCGCACCAGAUUCAUACACCGGGUGCCGGAUUGCCUCAGGGAAUAAUUAUUGCUGCUUCAUCCACCAGUUUGCACAUCCCUGAGCAGUUGGCAGAAGAAGCGACACGGAAAAGGGAGCUGCGACUAAUGAAAAACAGGGAAGCAGCUCGGGAGUGUCGUAAAAAAAAGAAAGAAUAUGUGAAAUGUCUUGAAAAUCGUGUGGCUGUACUUGAGAACCAAAACAAGACUCUGAUUGAGGAACUCAAGGCCCUGAAAGAUCUAUACUGUCAUAAAGGGGAAUAAUUUUUUUUUGGACUUUGGACUUGGUGUCAGCCUAAACGGUUGCAUUUUCGGACUCCCAAGUUGGACUGUGAUGGCUCUGGACAGACGUCCUCUCCACGAAUCAGGAGUGUAAAAUCAAAAUCGAAAUAAUUUUAUUUCUUUGUAAGAUAUUGUAUUUUAUAUAAUUUGCAUGCACCAUGUUUUUUGGUAAUUUUGCCUUUCACCGCUUGCGGGUCAGCAGCGAAGGCGCGUCGACUCAGGAGAGAAGAGUACUAUGAAUGCCUUGCUGGAAGCGCAAAUCGGGCAGUUGCGGGAAGAGCUAGAAGCUUCUAGAAAAAUGUUUGUGGAUAAAACGACGUCAUAAAGCAGUGUUUCCCAACCAGGGUGCCUCCAGCUAUUGCAAAACUACAAC